AAUCCCCAACAAAGCCAUGAAAAAUUUGUGGGGCACAUAUAAAUUUUUUAGCUCACCGACCGUCGCUGAUCCCCCAAAUUUUUUCGUUGUGUUCAAAUGUGUAACUUUAAUUUAUAAUUACAGUAAAAUCUUGGUAAUUUUAUAAAUCAUCAGUUUCUUUCAAGUUCAUAUCACUGUUAGGUAUUGCUUGUAACAGUAUACAGAAUAACAUAGAACAAAAGUGGAAGUAACGAGAAUGACUCAGAGUUUAAUUCAAAGUACAGUUAUUGUGGUUGGGGGACCCGCUGGUACAGGAAAAACCACUACUGCAACAGCUUUAGCUGAUCAUUUUUCAAGUCCAUUCAUUGAAGGUGAUGUCUUACAUCCUCAAGUCAAUGUGGAUAAGAUGUCAAAAGGAAUUCCAUUAACUGAUGAUGAUAGAUGGGAUUGGUUAAAGACUUUAAGUCAACAAACUAGUAUUGCUAGUUUGGAUAAAGAUAAUAAAUCUAAUAUUGCCAUUGUAUCAUGUUCAAUGUUAAAGAAAGUAUAUCGAGAUUAUAUCAAACUUAACUCGACUAAUCAUAAUCAUAUCAGAUUCCGAUUUGUGUUCUUAUAUACCACAUUUGAAGAAUUAAUCAAUCGAGUUGAGAAUAGAAAAGGCCAUUUCAUGAAGUCAGAUAUGGUUAAAUCACAAUAUGAAAUCAUGGAAAUCCCUGAAGGAGUUGAAUUGGUAUCAAAUGGUGGUGAUUCCAUAGCUAUUGAUGCUACUGGCAAAACCCCAGAACAGAUAAACAAGGAAGUCAUUGACUCUUUAGCAUUAUAGAUACAGUUAUAUACGCAUAAUUUUAAUAGACACAUAAUAUAACCCGUACCUAUUUUGAUUUAUUAGACUCAUCACCAUAAUCUCAACCCUAUUUGACUAUUGUCAUACACUGUAUUGAUGGACCUCUUCCUCCCCCUUACAAGUUGGCAGCCAAAAAAAAACGAACUGAUUGAGCCGAAAAAAGGGGGAAACAUUUACGCAGUCAAAAUUAGAAGAGGGAGGAGGGAAAAAAAAUUUAGUGAUGAU
Scheffersomyces coipomensis is the source of this 1048-nucleotide messenger RNA. RefSeq names its product gluconokinase. NCBI's taxonomy places the organism in Eukaryota, Fungi, Ascomycota, Pichiomycetes, Serinales, Debaryomycetaceae. Gene Ontology annotation, molecular function: gluconokinase activity. The transcript has a single exon. Gene Ontology annotation, cellular component: cytoplasm. The record is from RefSeq and is a predicted model, not a curated record. The coding region runs from base 236 to 802 and encodes 188 amino acids.